UGCCCACGAGGGAGGGCGUGUGUGCAGGCGUCGCCUCCCACGUCCCUUGCCCGUAGCUCGGCUGGUGGAGGUCAGUUAGCCCUAAAGCCGCCCAGCCGUUCGUGUAUCCUACGGUGUUGUGAGGAUUAUUUAAUCGUCACCGUGGCGUUUCCCAGGCAGCAGGCUUAAUUGUGCUGUCGCUGUUCCCUGUGCCGCAUGGACAUCCCAACGUGUAUUCAGAUCGAUCUGUGAUGAAUACAGCAGGAAAUGGUGUGGCGAGUUCCUUGUCGUCUGCAGGCAUGUGCUGCACAUGCAGUGGUUGUCCCACUUGUCACUGUGACUGAAUUCAAGAUUCGCCGUCAUCUUGCCAACAUCCCCGCUGAACUGCUUAUUGCCAGGGCCACAGCUGAACUACUGUUGCAUGGAAAUGAACAUGAAGAUGAUUAUGAAAAAACAUUGUAUGUCUAUGCUUCUGGAAGUGAUGAUGACAGUGAUGAAGCACCACAUGCAAUGGCUUCUGGAAAUGAGACUCCAAUACAAAUGGACACCAUGGAUCAUGUGAUGCUGCAAGUGAAGACUGUAGUGGAGGAGGUGAAGCAGUGGUGGAAGAUGAUACCAGAUACAAGUGCAGGACCAAAACAUGUUCUGGAGUUGGCCCUUGAUGCCCACACUGAUGUACGCCCGAAGCAAGACCAAGACUUUCCGCGACAUUUAUCAUGUUUACUGCUACGGUUGGUGCUCCUUCAAGAGGUCUUUCUUGACCGAGACUAUGGAGAUAAAGAUCGACGGUGUGUGAUACCUUUUGCUUGGGAACGCUGGACUGCCAGAUUGGUGGCCAAUCUGGCACCUUUUGUCCAGAUGGUCCAUUUGAAGGUAUAUGGAGGCUUAUACCCAAGCAUAUUAGCAGCAGUGUUGCGGGGAGCCUCACACCUAGUCUCUCUUCAUAUCUCCCAUAUUAACAUCACAGAUGAAAUCCUGCUAGUUAUUGCAAGGAAGUGCUCAAAGCUUCAUACACUCUACCUCCUUCAUAACUUCCUUUGGUUAGUUAUUUCUAUGAAGGCAUUCUGUGCUGCAUUUUUUGGUGGUGCUACUCAUCGGGAAGUCAAUUAUGCUUAUAAGGGAUUUCUCCAGGAAAUCAAACAAACUUUUCCAAAGCUAAAGAACAUUGAUCUAGCCUAUGGUGAUACUGAAGUGGCCAGGGAAUUUCACAAACUUUUACUCACUUUUUAUCCUGACCUGGAAAACCUCAGCUGCCCCUGGAAAACCACCUACUUUGAGGAUGGCUAUCAGAAUCAUGGCCAUGAUGUUCUUUUACCACUUGUAUCCCACAAGCGUCUCCUUGCAAUUCAAAACGUUUUCUUCACUGACAAUACUUUAUACAAUCUUGGGCAUCAGUUCCUGCACCAGCUCACUUCUUGUUGCCCACAGGUACAGAUUAUUACUCUGGAUUGUAAUUUACGAGAACCUAAGCAGAGGUCUGAGGUUGCUGGCAAUCAACUUGUGAAGCUAAAAAAUUCUUGGAAACAUCUAGCAAAACUGCAUCUCAAUGUAAAUAGCGAAAACCACUUAACACAAGCACUGCUGCUGCCCUUCCUGCAGGCUCACGGGACCAAACUUACCACCCUUACAGUGGAGGCAACAUCACCUGGCCAGAAGCUCCAUGUUUCUACACUCUGCAUCUUAUUACAGGAAUGCCCCAAUCUUACCCACCUUGGGAUCCGGGUGUGGAGCAAGAACAUGGUGGAAGCAGAGCUGGAUGACCAAGGACAUCUUGGAAUACCAAACUGUUUAGCUCUUCAAGCAUUCACUUUGCAUGAAGAAGGACCAGGAGAUGCAGAUGAGGCAGAAGCAGAGAAAAGGCAUGCAGAGCAGUGGAUGGCACUGCUGCAAGGUGUGGUGGCUGCUGCUCCAAACCUAUAUAGCCUGAGUCUCAGCAUAUGUUCUGGACUGACAUCCAUCUUGAAUAAACUUGCCAGCAAUGUUCACAUCCUUCAUUUGCAUGUAAAAGAUGGUUAUGAAUGGCAACCCACUGCUGACCAAGUGUGGCAGCUUGUGUGUCGAUUGCCACAUUUGCACCACCUGUACCUUGAGGAGGUGUGUGGCCAGCUAUACUGGACACUCAAGCGCCACUAUCAACAUGCUGACCUACAGCUGCACUGGGGCAACCUCUAUGGGUGGCCUAGGACUUAAAUCUGCUUAUAUGUAAGCCCCAUAAGCAACGUUCCAUACAAUCUUGUUACUAUAUUCAUGAUCUUAAUCCUGCAAGUGAGAUAUCAAAAUUAUAAGUAAUAAUGUUCACAUCCUUCAUUUGCAUGUAAAAGAUGGUUAUGAAUGGCAACCCACUGCUGACCAAGUGUGGCAGCUUGUGUGUCGAUUACCACAUUUGCACCACCUGUACCUUGAGGAGGCGUGUGGCCAGCUAUACUGGACACUCAAGCGCCACUAUCAACAUGCUGACCUACAGCUGCACUGGGGCAACCUCUAUGGGUGGCCUAGGACUUAAAUCUGCUUAUAUGUAAGCCCCAUAAGCAACAUUCCAUACAAUCUUGUUACUAUAUUCAUGAUCUUAAUCCUGCAAGUGAGAUAUCAAAAUUAUAAGUAAUAAUGUCAAAAAUGACAUUUUAUUAAGAUCUAGUACAAUUAAGGGAAAACAUGAUUUUCAAUAUACUUUUCAAAGUACAUGUUACAUAAUUUUCCUAAUAAAUUCUGCAUACAGUUUAAUAACAUCACACUGUAAAGGAUUACAGAAGCACAAUUCCAGACACCUCAUCCUUUCACCGACCUCUUUGCAGCACAAAAGGCUAGAAUCAUUGUACAUAAAUUACACAAGUAUCACACAUGAUGGCUGCAGACUUUAUAAUCUGUGACAUAUAACAAACAGUACUUCAAGAUUCUCACACAUAAAGCAAGAAAACUAAUAAUAAUAGAGAUCAAAUACUGAUAUCAAUCAAGAUUUGUAUAUACAUCAUGUAUUGUUUGGCCGAUACCCACCAGAAUCAGCCAAUAGAUAACCUUGACCAGACACCACAAAAGACUCACUGCCUGUCAUUCCUCACAGCAUUCCACUGUUACAUUAUUACUGUUUGAAGAAAUAACUGUCUUCUUAUGGGUGACAUCAUCUAACACUUAAAGCCAAGCAACAACAGAUGAACAAACAUGGGAGAAAAGCAGUGAAGUAGAAUAGAGUUAAAUCAGAUUUGCUGAAUAAUGCAGUGAGUUAAUUUAACACUUCUUAAAUUUAGUAACAAAAAUUCUGUAGGGAACAUACUUCAUGUGUUAAAGAUAUAAAAUAAACCAGACAGAUAUGAAGUCAUUCUUGUCACCUUGUAAAGCCAUAAUAAACUUAAAUAAGCAGUUUUCCAUUGUAUGUUUUUCAUAAAGACAUAUGAUGCUAUAAAAAGAGAAAAAAACAUGAUAGAAAUUAAGAAUAGCAGCAUAGGGCAUUCAUGAAGACUCUCUUGGUUAAAUCCAUUUAAGUGUUGAAUAAUUAUUAAGCAAAUAAUAAUUUCAGUGACUGAUGAUAGUUUCAUUAUUGUUUUUGGCUAAACAAUAUAUACAUUAAACACCUUAGGCUGAUUAAGUAUAAGAACUUAUGUAAGUUUCUCCAGUAAAUUACAGUGACAGUUGAUGGCAGAACUGUACUUUAAAAUACAGGGAAAAUAAAAUGUCUGGCCUUCAAACACUGAAGUGUAGUCCAUUCAAGUGCACCCUUGGCUGGUUGAUGAGUGUUGGUGAGAUGGUGCACUAAUCCUUUGUUUUGCUUCAUAAUGAUAGGUUUGAUUGUUGCAGUGAUUUUGUUCAUGUAUAUGACAGAAAUAAGCAAACAUUGAAAGAAGAAGAAAGAGGAAGAGUAUGAAUAAUGGUUAUUGCUAUUGUCAUUUAUGAUAGUUGUGGAAAACGCUGUGGUGGUAGAGUGAGUCUGUAUGAUUAUUUCUUGUUUCUUUCACAUUCUGGCUGUCUCAUUAUUGUUUUGUUUCUAUCAGCUCAUGGCAAGGAAACACCAGUUCCCUCUGCAGAGUGUAAAAGACAGGAAAAAAAGUUGUAUCAGAAUAAAGUUGUAUAAUGUA
Portunus trituberculatus (swimming crab) is the source of this 4046-nucleotide messenger RNA. RefSeq lists its product as uncharacterized. The record is from RefSeq and is a predicted model, not a curated record. NCBI's taxonomy places the organism in Eukaryota, Metazoa, Arthropoda, Malacostraca, Decapoda, Portunidae.